Molecule: messenger RNA, 1525 nt
Organism: Megalopta genalis
Lineage: Eukaryota; Metazoa; Arthropoda; Insecta; Hymenoptera; Halictidae
Gene: VhaAC39-1
Product: V-type proton ATPase subunit VhaAC39-1
Biological process (GO): proton transmembrane transport
Cellular component (GO): proton-transporting V-type ATPase, V0 domain
Molecular function (GO): proton-transporting ATPase activity, rotational mechanism
Source: RefSeq, a predicted model, not a curated record
CAAACUUCUCACCGAAUAGUCAUAUGAUCGUUACGGAAAAGGGCGAGUCCGACUUCGAUUUUAACGGAUCUGUGUUUCGUGCGAUCUAGUUGUGAAAUUUUAAAAAACGACCCGUCAAAAUGAAGGGUUGUCUGUUCAAUAUCAACGAAGGAUACUUGGAAGGUCUUUGUCGUGGAUUUAAAUGUGGAAUUCUUCAACAGAGUGAUUAUCUCAAUCUUGUUCAGUGUGAGACCCUUGAAGAUUUGAAAUUGCACUUGGCGGGUACAGACUAUGGUAGCUUUUUGGCUAAUGAACCAUCACCAUUGUCUGUCAGUGUGAUUGAUGAUAAAUUGAGGGAGAAGCUUGUUGUAGAGUUUGAACAUAUGCGUAAUCAUUCUGUUGAGCCACUGUCACAAUUCUUAGAUUUCAUUACCUACAGUUACAUGAUCGACAAUAUCAUUUUACUGAUCACUGGAACAUUGCAUCAAAGACCAAUUUCUGAAUUGAUCCCUAAAUGUCAUCCUCUUGGUAGUUUUGAACAAAUGGAGGCUAUUCAUGUAGCAACUACACCUGCUGAGCUUUACAGUGCAGUCUUGGUGGAUACGCCUUUGGCUCCCUUUUUUGUGGAUUGCAUUUCUGAACAAGAUUUAGAUGAAAUGAACAUCGAAAUAAUCAGAAAUACUUUGUACAAAGCUUACUUGGAAGCAUUUUAUAAGUUCUGUAAAAAAAUUGGUGGGACAACUGCAGACACUAUGUGCGAAAUACUCGCGUUCGAAGCUGAUAGACGAGCAAUUAUUAUAACAAUCAACUCAUUUGGAACUGAGCUGGGUAAAGAUGACAGAGCUAAAUUAUAUCCACGCUGUGGAAAAUUAAAUCCAGAUGGAUUGGCAGCAUUAGCAAGAGCUGAUGAUUAUGAACAAGUUAAAGCAGUUGCAGAAUAUUAUGCUGAAUAUAGUGCUUUAUUUGAAGGUGCCGGCAAUAACCCAGGUGACAAGACUUUAGAAGAUAAAUUCUUUGAACAUGAGGUUCGUCUAAAUGUUCAUGCCUUCCUUCAACAAUUUCAUUUUGGAGUGUUCUACAGUUAUCUUAAGUUAAAGGAACAAGAAUGUCGCAAUAUUGUAUGGAUAGCAGAAUGUGUUGCACAAAAACAUAGAGCUAAGAUAGAUAACUACAUUCCAAUCUUUUAAUGUUCUUGAAACAUAUUGUUGCAACAAUUAUUUGUUCAAUUAUACAGUAAUAUACAAAAAAAGGUGACUCUUUCUCCUUUUUAUGUUUCAAACAUGAUUAAUCGCAAAUGCACAGUAUUUAGGAUUGUCAAAAAGGGGAAACUGCCAAAUACAUUGAAAAUAUAAAUAUUUAAUUCAUGAGUAAAUGAAGAAGGCAAUUAUAUGUCUAGCCAAAUUGAAAGAAUGGUAUUAAAACUAUCACUUAUCGUAUAUAAUGUAUUUUAUUGUAGACCAGUAUACUUGUUGUGUCUUGUAUUACCCAAUGUUACAAUUAUCAAUUCCACUGUAAUAUAAAAUAAUAUAUUAUACAUUCCAUCAGA